AAUAUUUGUUGAUUUAGAGCCUCAUCAUUUUUGUGCUAUUCCCGCUGUACAUAGAUUAGCCAUUCAAGAUAUUCAACCGGAUUCAGUGUUUUUGUCGUGGAAAAAUGGAAACCGUUCUGGACUUCAUGGCUAUAAAUUGGAAUAUUAUUCAAUUGAGGAUCCACGAUCUCCAGCAGCUAUCAUAUCAUCUGUCGCACUAUCGCCAACUCAUAUGAGCAAGUUCAUUGAUAAAGAAGCUCAAACAGCAUUCAUUGAUAAUUUAACACCAGAAACUAGGUACCUAAUUUGUAUUAUUGGAUUAGGAAAUUGGAUACCACAAAAUACUUCUCAUUUUUUACCUAGUGAUACAGAAAGCAGCCGAUGUGCUGAAAUUAAAACAUUAGACGGGGAUUUAACGUUUUUUUCAGAUGAACAGUAUAUGAGUUCAAUACUAACCAGAAGACUGGGGUUAAUUAUUGGAAGCUGUUUAGGUUGUGUGGUAUUUAUCGUAUUAGUUUCUGUAUUAGGUUAUUUAAAAAUUAAAAAGCAGCGAGAAGAUUCAAAAAGAGAACAACCUUUACCUCCAGAAUAUUUGUCAUACCGACAUUUUUCGUUACAUACUACCGAUCCCCUGUCUGCUUCUGCUUUACACUCGUCUAACCCAAUAACAACUGUAACAUGAAAGUUAUAUUAUAGUAUAGAACAUCCAUACAAAAAUAUAUUUAUUUAUUUAUAUAAAUGUAAGGAAAUAUACAAUAUAUUCCAUUAACUAUAGUUAGUGUAAUCAAUAAUUACAAAUUUAAUUCUAAAAUUAGUAUUCAACUAAUUUAGAAUUAUAUCAAAAUUAGUUGUAAUCAUAUUAAUCUUAACUCACAACUAAAAAAAAAGUGUAAAUAGCAAUAACAGAAUAAAUUUUUAUUAAAAAACUGUAUAGGGUAAAGUUUUUUUUUAUUUAUACAAAAACAAUAAUGCGAAUUAUACAUUGUAAAAUAUAUUUAAGUGUUGUAGAGA
This is a messenger RNA of Daktulosphaira vitifoliae (grape phylloxera), 990 nucleotides long. RefSeq lists its product as uncharacterized. The transcript is spliced from 2 exons. The coding region runs from base 212 to 661 and encodes 149 amino acids. NCBI's taxonomy places the organism in Eukaryota, Metazoa, Arthropoda, Insecta, Hemiptera, Phylloxeridae. The record is from RefSeq and is a predicted model, not a curated record.